This is a messenger RNA of Trypanosoma rangeli, 1185 nucleotides long. RefSeq lists its product as uncharacterized. The transcript has a single exon. NCBI's taxonomy places the organism in Eukaryota, Euglenozoa, Kinetoplastea, Trypanosomatida, Trypanosomatidae. The record is from RefSeq and is a predicted model, not a curated record. Bases 1 to 1185 code for a protein of 394 amino acids.
AUGAGACCAUACCGCUUUUUCAGCGGCAAUGCUCAGCCGCUUUGGGGUGCGUGUACUGCACAGACGCGUCACAAUAUCAACGGGUUCUCCCUUUUUGCGAAGGAAAUACAGGAGAAGGAGCGGAUUCUCACAGCUAAAAACCUGCGGCGUGGGCAAGAAAAUAUGCGGGUUGUGUCGCAACGAUGGCGGGAACUCACACGUGGGGAACGUCAACGCUACAACGCACGCGCAAACGAAAUUGGAGUUCUAAAAGCUCACGAUAGCGAGAAGUCUUUCAAUGACUUUAACUUACUCAUGCGUCUUUUGUUUCGCUCCGAUGACAUGGCGAGUGCGGGCGACGAGGUAUUUACCGCCCAUAUGGCGAAGAAUACACUGACGCGGCUGAAGUCGGAGCAGAAAAAAAAACUCCGCGAAAAAAUGGUGCCCAAGGCGCUCCGCACUGCGAAGAAGCAGACGCGUGAGCGUACACUCCCUAUAGCCUGGUACUUUCCGGAAAUGCGCUACUUUACUUCUUUUGUGGAGAUGCUACGAGCUGUGGCUCCGACUCAGAGGGCCCUCUUUACGGCAGUGUCAAGGGUGCUUGCGAUCAAUCGGAUUAUAUCAGAUGAUUCCUGGACACAUCUGUCGCGGAAGUUUGACGCUCUCGCGGAGGAGGACCGGGAUAUGUUUAGGCCUGUCACUGAUGAGGAUGCGCCCUCAUUCGAGAAGUACUGUGCUUCUCACUGCGCCACCUUCGAUGUGGCGCGCUUCGACAUUGUGCGUCUCUUUGCACAGUACCGUGGACUUGUCACUGCAAAGACUUCCCUACCGGAGCCGGAGGCGACACAGUAUAAGAUGCUAAUGGAAUCCGAUCGAUUCCGUGAAAGUUUGUACUUCAAGGCGCUGCGUAACUUGGAACGGGCCAAGGCAGGCCGAAGCACGGAUCAAGGAACUUACAUCUCUCACAUACAUCCCGAUGGGGUGACGGUCCUACCCCAGACGUACCUCAUUCAGUCCAGCAUGAGCGACGUUGAGAUCGCGACACUACUGGCAGAAACACGAUACGGGAAAUCGGUAUAUGACGAUGUUAUGGAUCGGGCCCGCUGUUUCCGUCUGGACAAGGCCAACCAAUUACUAGGGGAGACGUACUUGUCGCCGGCGCGCAUCACCAAAAAAAGAGCGACGAAGAAAACUUCCAAACCAUAG